Molecule: messenger RNA, 2199 nt
Organism: Bacidia gigantensis
Lineage: Eukaryota; Fungi; Ascomycota; Lecanoromycetes; Lecanorales; Ramalinaceae
Exons: 1
Coding region: 1-2199 (732 amino acids)
Biological process (GO): exocytosis
Cellular component (GO): cell tip; Golgi to plasma membrane transport vesicle
Molecular function (GO): guanyl-nucleotide exchange factor activity
Source: RefSeq, a predicted model, not a curated record
AUGACUACCAUAGCCACCUCGCUUCCAUCACCUCAACCGCCUUCCGCCGAAACCCUCAGCACCCUGCCAGACCCCAGAACUCCAUUGACUCCACCGGACAUAUCUCGAAGCGGCUCCACUUCUCCACACCAUCCUGAGCUCAGUAAUGAGGUCGCUGCGCUCAGCAACAAGCUGAUACAUGCCAUAAAUCACCAGACUGAUCUAGACGAUACGCUGAGCGAGACAAGACAACAACUGGAAGCAGCUCAAGAACGAGUAUGGCAAUUAGAACAGCAGGAGCAAGAGCACAGGUCCCUGAUCGACAAUCGGAUUUUGGUAAAAUGGGAGGACGUAGAGCAAGACACAUUGAGACUUCGUGUGAGUUUAGCAGACGAGAGAAAGCAACGAGCGCAAGUAGCCAAGGAUAAGGCAGCAAUAGAGCAGGAGUUAGAAACACUGACAACAGAAUUGUUCGAAGAAGCUAAUAAGGUAAGGACGAUGGUAGCAUUACACAAGGCCCAUGUUAACAUUUUUCAGAUGGUUUCAGCAGCCAAAAGAGAUGCGAAGAGAGAUCGAGAGGGAAUCGAAAAACGCAACGAGCAACUCCAAGCCCAGCUUAAUGAUGCCGAACUGCUCCUCAGCUCGCAUCAGGAACAGCUUGCUGAGCUCAAACACGCGAUGCAAGAUAUGUCGGCUCAUCGGAACGAGCUGGAAACGGUGAAUAGUCUCUCUACAGCUCCAUCUACUCCUGCUCUCGACUCGCAAGAACACAUCAGCAGGAUUUUCGACGCUUUACAUCUGUCUCCAACGACGCCUGGGGGGGAUGACAUACCGCCUGCCCCGCCGACCCACUUCACACAUCUAAUCAGCCCGGUUUUGAGAACAGAUGUUCAGGCUUUUGAAGACUUCCACUUUUUACUGGAUGUAUCGCGACGAUCUGGACCUCCAAGUCGCGUCACAAGCGGCAAUUACAAUGGAUCUUCUGGCCUCGGUAUUACUAACCUCAGCAAAGGGGAUUCAUCUCAGCUCUCGAACCGGAUGCCUUCGAAUGGUUCAACUUCUUCUCUCACUACCUCGAACACCCUCCACUCGUCUCCAAGCACACCAAAUCUGGCACCCUCUGCCACCACGAGCGUAUCAUCACGCGACGGUCCCACUAGUGGCACACCGCUGAAAGAAACGGCGUUUUACAAACGAGUGCUUGUAGAAGAUAUUGAGCCGACGAUGCGACUCGACACAGCGCCGGGUCUUUCUUGGCUAGCUCGUCGAAGCGUCGUAAGCAGCAUGUGCGAAGGGAGGCUCGUCGUAGAACCAAUGCCCGUAGCAGCGAAGGGGCACCAUAACCCAUGUUCAUUGUGUGGAGAGCAAGGUCGGAAUGAGCAACGCGUAAGAACCCAUCGAUUCCGACUGAACGAGAGCGAGACAGCACAAAGGUAUCCUCUUUGCGACUACUGCCUUAAUCGUGUCAGAUCCACCUGUGACUUGAUAGGCUUCCUUAGGAUGGUGAAGGACGGACAUUGGAGAACGGACGGUCCACAAGCUGAAGCUAUGGCAUGGGAAGAGAGCGUUCGCUUGAGAGAAAGAAUGUUCUGGUCAAGAAUUGGUGGUGGCGUUAUACCUGCUUUUCUUCGAGGAAGACCUGAGUCUCCUCGGCUCUCCAUAGAAGACGUGAAAUCGGCACAAGCCUCAUCAGAGGCCCAGACGCGCCACGGCAACCAGGACAUGCAUGAUAUGCAGCCAUCAAUCAAAAAGGAAGUAGGUCAAGAAAGGCCUCCGACUCCUCCUCCAAAGCUAGAAGCACAUGUAUUCUCACCACCUAACCACGUUCCGAGGUCGCAAUCACCUUCCACAAUUUUAAGGGCGAGGAGUGAUUCACAGCUGACGGCGCGGUCAGGUCCAGAUCCUCCAGCUUCAUCCAGUCUCUCAAUGGAAGACAGGUCUGCUGUGGCAGACAAAGACGCUGGUCCGGACGUGAAGCUUGACAGAACGUCCCUAUCGCGAACGACGACACGUAGUCGAGGUUCAAGCCGUGCUGAAGCUCCUGGCUCCGGCAACGUCAUCAAUUCCAUUGCAAAACGAGCUGCAAUGUUCGAGAGGUCGGCUUCUCAAGAUGGGCCUUCGAACCAGCUGCACGCUUCUUUGCAAGCCUCGAUGAGGAACAGAUCACCCAGUCCAAGAAAAGCAGAUAGCAGUGGUUCUGUACCGGGCGCCUUUGAGUGA